Molecule: messenger RNA, 1662 nt
Organism: Clonostachys rhizophaga
Lineage: Eukaryota; Fungi; Ascomycota; Sordariomycetes; Hypocreales; Bionectriaceae
Source: the annotation of a GenBank genome assembly
AUGCCCGGACUUCGCAGCACAAAGCCGCCCGCGGUGCUGUGUGAUGGACUCGGUGCCGCUAAAAUUGCAAUCACAUCCUCCGCACACAAGCUGUUUCGGUCAUGGAUUCUCGUCCCGAUUGGCAUUCUCGUUAACUUGGCCGCUUGCUUUGGUGUUGACUCAUUACUUCGAAAAGCCAAUGUUUCAUUCCCGGCAUCGGUGUUUUGCCUAGUCCUCCUCUUCGUCGGUCUCAUCAUUUCAGAAGUAACCCUUGGCAGCCACCGAACGAGGCGGCUCAUAUCUGUCAUUGAUAUUUCGGCUGGAUGGUCUCUGCAAUGGAUCAGUGUAUUCUUCACACCUUCAUUCGUGCUCCUGGCGUUGAGCCCGCCAAUCGGUAUUGUAGAGGUCUUGAAAAUCAUCGCAGUCUUCUUGAUUGGCUUCUUCAUUAUGAUGGCCAUGGCAGCCUACCUCACCAGAGCCGUACAGCUUUUCCUUGGUACAUCAAAGCGAGGUCGCACUCAACGAGCUGAGGAUCUUAGUGAUGGGAUUCUUCUGGCGGACAACAGCGCGGCGCUGUCCGGGCAGUCAGGGCCACCGAGCCUUUCCCAUUAUACAGCACCAUCAGCAGAAGAGGAUAUCGAGUCUCCAAUACCGUCCCGGCCACAGACACCGCCACAGAUGCGUCUCCAGGGCCAUCACCAUGGCGAGCAUGUCGCUCCGGAACAUGUUUUCGAUGCUCUCGUUCCCACUCAUACCCAGGCUCCUGUACCAGCACCCAGGCCUGAGCGUUGGGCCGCGCUUCUGGUAUCCCACAUGGACUUCACCAUCUUUGGGCUGUUGUUUCUAUUCGUAGGAAUCCCCGUGUAUUAUUCCACGGGCUACGCCAUGCCUCUCCACCUGACCAUAAACGUCCUCGCCUUCUUUGCCGCCUCGUCUCUCCCAUCGCGUUGGAAGACCUACCUCCAUCCCGUCCUCGUCUCCUCUCUCAUCACGGUCCUCGUCAUCUGGGCCUUCGCCGCCACCGCCGGAUCUUCCCUGACUUCGACCCUGCACCAGUAUCGAACGGGCGCCAAAUACAUCCAGCUCUGGCGCCAGGCCUCCCGCCCCUCGGGGCAGGCUGCUCUUCUCCCGGGCGCCGGCGACAUGUUCUCGACUCUCCUCGACGCCAGCAUCACGGCCCUCGCCCUCCCCAUGUUCCAGCACCGCCGAGAGCUGCGCACCCACUGGGCCGCCCUCAUAAUCCCCAACGUCUCCAUCUCCAUCGCCUCCCUGUUCGCUUACCCGCCGCUCUGCUACGCCAUCGGCAUCACCGCCCAGCGCAGCCUCGCCUUUGCAAGCCGGAGCCUGACGCUGGCGCUGGCGACGCCUGCUACGGAGAACUUGGGUGGUGAUGUCAAUACUGCGGCGGCACUGGCUAUCAUUAGUGGCAUCCUUGGUGUUGUCUCCGGGCCUUGGUUCUUGAGAUUGCUAGGAAUUCCUGAAGACGAGUACGUCGCAAGAGGCAUCACACUCGGCGUCAACUCGAGCGCCAUUGCCACAGCUCUCCUCCUCCGCACCGAUCCAAGAGCGGCAGCCCUCUCAAGUCUUUCCAUGAUUUUGUUCGGUACGGUAACUGUCCUCUUCACAUCUAUUCCGCCCAUUGCGACCAUAGUUAGGGCAAUGGUAGGGCUUGGUGCUCUGUAA